GUUUUUUCUUUUUCACAACGUCAUUCUCUCCGGACGGCCAUCUUUCGGAUUUCCCCAAAUUUCGCGAAAUCGAAUUGUUUGUACUACCACAAACCUAAAAUUUUCUUACUUUGAUUUGGUGGUGGGAAACAAUGGACGAUUAUACAAGAGAGAUGAUGGAUCUCAAGACCUUGGUCACUCGAACCCUCGAGAAGAAAGGUGUUCUCGCUAAGAUCCGGGCUGAGCUCCGUGCAAGUGUGUUUGAGGCAAUUGAAGAAGAGGAUAAAGUCAUAGAGAACAAUGAAGGUCUCCCUCCAGCUUUGUUGGGAAGCUGUAACGAUCGUGCAAGGCAGCUUCAUGCUUCUCCUUCAGGCAGGUUACUAUCUGCGUUGAUUUGUGAAUACUUGGACUGGGCACAACUAAAUCAUACUCUCAAAGUGUAUCAACCAGAAAGCAAUGUGCCAAAAGAUUCGUGGAAAUCUGAGCUGCGCGACUUUAGUAGCAGCAAUGGUUUUGAGCUCAACAGAAAUGGAGAUAGUGGACCUCUCCUUCUGGAUGUACUUGAAGGAUUCUUGAAGUUUGAGAGCAUGACGCAGGGCACAGGUGGUAGUUCAAGGAGAGAGUCAGAAACAGAGUCAUCAUCAAGCCUUGAGUCCAGAAAUCCUCCUCGCAGAUCAUCUGCUUCUGAUAGCUUACCUCCUCAACGAAGGCCGGUUUCUUCAUCUCAAGGAUCAGAUAGAAGAGCCGGGUUGUCUGCUUCUGGGUACAGAAAAGACGAAUUCAAUUGGAGACACGGUAAUCAAGAUGCACAUGAAGAGGUAUUGAGAGCUUCGGCAGCGCUGGAAAAUCUUCAGCUCGAUAGGAAAACUCGGAACUUAACAUCGUCUUGGAGGAAUGUGAGGGAUGGAGCAAAUGAAGAAGAAGGGAGAGACUGAUUUAGGGUUUGGACAAAAAAAUUCAGCCGCUGGAUUAGAUAAUGGUUUGUGUACGUGAGUGAUAUAUAUGUUCUCUAUUUGCAACUGCAUUUUCAUUAGCUUCUUUGUUUUCGCUGAACAUCUGUCUCCGUUAGAACUUUGGUUGUCCCUAAAAACAAAAUGAAUCAGUUAAAAAGUUUUAUUCUGAGUUGUUUUUGGGAAGAGAAGAGUUCACAAAGAAA
This is a messenger RNA of Capsella rubella, 1135 nucleotides long. Its product is annotated as protein TONNEAU 1a. Bases 132 to 914 code for a protein of 260 amino acids. Gene Ontology annotation, molecular function: protein binding. The transcript is spliced from 8 exons. Lineage: Eukaryota; Viridiplantae; Streptophyta; Magnoliopsida; Brassicales; Brassicaceae. The record is from RefSeq and is a predicted model, not a curated record.